GGAGAGUAUACAUUUUACAUACCCAUCCUAUUUUACAUACGUUUUUAACCAUUGAUCAAUCGAUUCUCAUUUUUUGUCUGUUCUAUACUCUUUAGUCUUUCUUUCCGUCAAUAAUCCGUACUCGUCUCCUCCCCGGGAAGCCGCAAUUUCCUAUCAAAUUUCUAGGGUUUUCAAUUCACAACUUACCCCCAAUUUUACCCCCAAAUCAUUCAAAAAUCAUCAAUAAUCACAAAAUCUUCUCGUAAUACCAUUCAAUUUCUUACAAAACCAUCCAAUUUCAUUCAAUUUUUCGAAUCAAAACAAUGUCAUCGGGUCAAUCGAGGUCGGUGUUAGAAGGCGACUUACAGAUAGUUGCAGUAGAAGAUAAGCCGACAACAAUGUCCGCUUUGCCACCUAGACCGCCGCCAUCGACAAGCAACGCGAUCGUAGAGUACACUCGCGCUCCUUUCAAAGAAGAAGAGGAAGAUAUUGAGAUUAAACUACGUCGUAUUCUUGAGAAUGUUCCUGUUCGUGUUAGUAAUACUUCUGGUAGUUCUGCUGGUUCUGGCUCCGGCGAUUUUCAUCAGACAGAUUCUUGUUAUCCUGGUUUGAAUGCUAAAUUUGUAUUGAAGUACCGGCAAAUGAGGCGGAAAGAGCAAGACAGGCUUGUCAGAAUGGAAGUUGACUAUCAAAGAAGGAGAGAGGUUGCAGAAUUCGAAUAUAGAAGAGAACAAAGACUGAAAGCUGCUGAAGAACAAGCAGCUAAAAAGCGUGCAAAACGCCAGAAAAAGAAGCAGAGAAAGAAGGAGAAGAGAAGCAAACCCAAUACAGCUGGAGGCGAGCAUCAGAAAGUGGAUGUUUCCGAUGAUAGCGGGGAUACUGAUAAUGAUGAGAAGACAGGAGAUGAUUGAGCACUUCCGGAAGACUUUCUCCGGCAGUGAUUUUUCUCCAAUUGCCAUAUAACACAAAAUUGCUCAAAUUGUGAUUGGCUGAAGCAAAGUAGAGAUCUCCAUUUGUCCUGAAUUACAGCGCUUUGCUAACUCUGAGAUCAUUCAAUAGAUCAUUCAAUUGGAAAUUAAAAAUUGAUAGUUGCAUGGUUGAGCCAAGUACGGUUAUAUUGGUUAUUGAACAAACCCUCAACAGUUCAUGUUUUUGGACACUCAUGACUGAGCAACUACGAUUUCAUGUAUUUGCAUAGUACGGUUAUUGGGCAUAAUAGUAUGUUUUAUAGAUUGCUGUGUUGUAUGCCUCAUUUAGUUGCUAAUUGCUAUGUAAUAGACUAAUAGCUAUGUACUUGCUUAAUUCAAAGUUUCAUGGCCGUGCACUGUUGUGCCUUAGCCCCCAUA
Messenger RNA from Chenopodium quinoa (quinoa), 1325 nucleotides. RefSeq names its product PRKR-interacting protein 1-like. Gene Ontology annotation, molecular function: double-stranded RNA binding; protein kinase inhibitor activity; protein kinase binding. NCBI's taxonomy places the organism in Eukaryota, Viridiplantae, Streptophyta, Magnoliopsida, Caryophyllales, Amaranthaceae. The coding region runs from base 303 to 890 and encodes 195 amino acids. The transcript has 2 exons. The record is from RefSeq and is a predicted model, not a curated record. Gene Ontology annotation, cellular component: nucleolus. Gene Ontology annotation, biological process: negative regulation of protein kinase activity.